AAGAGACUUUUUUCCCAGCCUCGUCGUCUUCUGAACCUCCCAUUCCAGGCCAGCCCGGCAGGGUCACCUUCGCAAAGGCCUAGUGCUCCUGGUCUGUUGUUUACCAGCCACUUUUCUCUCAGAGGGACAUAAGAAACCUUCCCCACUCCCGUGUGAAAUAGACUACGGUGGAAACAACCAUGCAGCUAAAGGUGGAAGCAGCUGCCCAAGUUCUGCUGGGCUUUGCCUUUUGUCAGACGUUCAGUGCCCACAUUCCCUGCCGUGAGCCCUCCGAUGCAGAGCUGGAGUCCAUGCUCAGCCACCAUCUUGCUCCUGGAGUUAGCUUAUUGGCUCCAAUGAAGGACGUUUUACCUGACCAGGACCUGAAGUCAUGCCCUGUGAAUGUCAGCCAGACCUCGUCCCGCCUCCAGGACAGGAGCGCCUCCCCGUGGUCAUACAGGGUCAACGAAGACCUGCGCCGGUACCCCCGGAGGGUGCUGGAAGCCUACUGCUUGUGUGAGGGCUGCCUGGUAGACAGGCAGGAGGACAGGUCUGUGCAGAGCGAGCCCUUUUACCAGGAGAUGCCCGUACUGCAGAAAUCUGGCCGGUGUGAGGCAGGCCAGUACAUUUACCAGCCCAGCCGCCUGCAAGUUGCUCAGUUUUGCAUUUGCACUUUCCCUUGAGACAAGCAAAAUGCUUUCAUCUGGGGCCAUCACCCUGCAGCCUGCAUCAGUGCCCCUGCCAACACAACACUGCCACUGUCAUUUGGCAGGGGGAGCGGAACACACGCUGGAGGCUCAGGAACCAGGGCUGGCUCGGGUACUGUCCCUGGAGAAAGACAAGUACCACAGCAAUCCCAUGUAACGGCCAGCAUGCUCACCACGCCUUUGGCUACUGUCAUUCACCAGUGGCACACACUACAGAGGACUUUCCAAUGGCCAGUCCCUUUGCUAAUCUGGUUUACUCCUGUAGGGGGAGGGAUCUAGGCUACAGCCAGGUGGGACUGGCUGUUUUUCAGCUUUGCCAAGUGCUGCUAAGCCAGAGGGGACCUGCAGCCCAUGGAGUUCCCCAGGGCAGCUUGCGGCUAACCCCAUUUUUAAUGCAGGCUCAGAGAGGUCCAGACUACAAGGUGACAGGUCCAGGUCAGGAUGCUCCAUCUUGAUCCAGGGGGUGGAUGCUCGACCAAGAUGGGGCUUCACAUGUGACCUGUCAUCUCUGUGAGCUGCACCUCCACAUUAAACAGGAAGAGAACUGCAAUGUGCUUUCCUGGAAGGCCGCAGCCCUCAAGUUCUGGGUAGGCUGCCCAUGUGGUCCUGGGCUAGACAAUGGUUGAGUGCCACUGUUCAUGGUCCCACACAGCUUGAGAGAAUACAAAGAGCAACUUGCCCCUCAUUCACUUCUCCUGGGUCCUGCAGAGAGGGGAUUUGCUUUGCUGGGAUGGACACGACCAGCGGAUUCCACUCAGGAUGAUCCUAUGGGAUGUGCUUGGUUUGUGGUGCUGCUGUUGUCAGAAAUGUCUUUGCAGCCUGGGGAGCCAGCACAGAAGUGGAACCAGUGGGCUGAGGCGCAUUAAACGGUUAGCGACUGCCCGGCACUUGGGAAUGCUUAAUUCAGAAUCAGGUGCCAUCAGCCAAGGUCCCUUUAGAAACCACGUAAACUCUUGUGUGCUGUUUAAAAGACAACCCCCCAGUGUGGGGCAGCAGUCCAUGCAAACCCGGCAGCAGGGAUGUCGUGAGCUGGUGCGUUUGGCACUAGUGCUUGGGAACACUGCCGCACUGUUGGCUUGUCUUUAGUAAGGGAAGAGAGAGCGUCGCUCCCUGGCCAGAGCUGCAGUCCUGCUGCUCUGUCUUUGGAGGCCUCCAGAAGGCAGGAGGGGGAGGUGGCUUCUUUCCACAGCCGGUGUCCACUGAACUGGGCUGCAAGGCAACAUUGCCCCAGGGAGACCUUAUUGCUAAUUCUCUCCACUAAUAAAUGUUACUCACCUUGCCACAGUGCCUAGCUAUUGGUGGGCACAACAGCUUCCAACUGAGUUUGUAUCAGGCUGGCUGUCCUCACCUGCUCAGUGUUUAGCUAAUGCUUCUGCAGCUCACCCCUGCCCAAGGCUGAGGCUGGCAGGGGGCUGCCGUCCGGGUACAGGCUUCACCAGUCUUCCUUUGCCAUGUUCCCAGGGCCCGGCAUGGCUAGUGCCACUCACUCCCAGCUCCCUGUCCUGCAGGACAUCCCAGAAUGCACUGUCCCACGUGCUGCUGGCACCGCUCCCUGUGCAUCUCCUGCUGAGGUACUAUGGGAUAGCUGCCCAGACUCUUCCCACAAUGCCCUGGUGCAAACCGAUUCCAGCAUCGGGCUGGGUGGGAACUCAGAAAAACAGCUUGGGACUGAAGUGGCUGCAUGUAUACAACUCAGCCAUGUUUGUUGUGCACAAGUCAGUUGAGAACUGGUUAAAAACCACGGUGGUAUUUGUGGGGUGGACAGGGCCUUAACUGCUGGUGACAGGCAGGUUCUCCCUCUCUAACACAAGUUGUCUCAGCAAAGACUCAGUUGGUAAUGUGUGGGGAGGGGGGAGCCAUUUAGGGGCAGUGAGGAGCCCUUCCUGGUUCCCCAGCCAAGCCCUUGUGGAGGUUCAUAAACCAUCUGGCCAAAGUUUCCUCAUUUUUCAUGUUGCCCAUGCCCCAGCACUUCCACGCUCCUGCCCAAGCAGGAGCAGAAGAGGGGAAAUACCAGGAGAAGCCCAGCCUGGUUUUCAGGCUUGGGAGGGGGUUUAGACCACCAUUCAGGUGUAUCCAGUGAUGCAGGGUCCAGCCAUCGCUAAGAACAGGCCUUAUCCUAUUGCAGACCCAGGAAAUGUUUGGGCUGUAAUUGCACAGCAGCUACAAAGCUCUAGCCACCUGAAUCCCCUAGUACGAAGCCUGAUCUGCUUUUCAUCAGCUUGUUCUCGAGUCAUAAGUCCUUAUUGCCUUAGCCGCGGAUGCAAUUUAGUGCCAUUGUCCUUUUCGCUGGGAGGCUGUGGAUGGGGAUAACCUGAAGAUGGGAGACCCUCCAUCACCACAGUGUGGUUCCUCUAGGUUUGGACGGAAAGGGCCAUUAGGGGGAGGUAGUUGUGUUGUACCAAAAUACCGCAGAGCUUUCAUGUGCCAUGGGAAGGCAUUUUGUGCAUGCUGUUAGAGGCUGAUCAGUGCGGCUGGGGGAGCUGACAGGCCCCUAAAGGCUGCCCUGUACAGAGAGAAGGCUGCUGUCAUGGGGUACACUCACCACAAAGGCGCCUCCUCCUGGUUGCUCCAGGGAUUAGCUCUUUCCAGGUCUGAUGCCCCCUUCUGCUGCUUGUUACAUUCCCUGCUGCCUGUCUCUCACUCUCUCAGACUCUGGGUGCCUUGCCUUCGAAGCUUGGCCCUCCGGCCCAGCCUCUAGGUGUUUUCUCCCUUCCAGGGUACCAAUCUUUCCAUACAAAUUGUCUUUGGCAAUCUUCCCAUUUACUGUCCAGAGGGUGCUAUGUCCCCGGUGACUGGUAGGCGAACCCAGGCCCACCCUCUACUGUGCAGCCAAGGUCUGCAUCAUCUUCCUGAGCCUUUUCCUACACCCUUUGCCCUAGGAUUCCUUCCUUCCCUCUCUUAUAUCCAGAGAGCAGCAACAGGUGCCCUCACUGCAGCUCCCUUCUGCUACCAGUUUCCUGGCUUUAUCCUGCCCCACCUGUUCUUUCUCUGCUGGGCACUGUCAUCACUCAGGGGAUUAACUGGGCCACCUAAUUCCCCUCAUCUGGGGCCUAGCUGGUGAAUUGGCCCCUUCUCAGCCUCAUUAACCCCUUCCAGGUUGGUGUGGGGUUCACACCCCAGCAUGGUAGCAGAGCAGUCCCUUGACAAAUGCCUGGUUUGGUUCACAGACACAGCCAACUCACUGUACCAAGAGCUUCAUCUCCAAAUUGAAAAGGAUGAGAUUUUCUCCUCCCCUUUAUGCUGGUCUCUGAGGACUCCAGAAGCCCUUUCCUAGGGGACGUGCAUAUUGGUUCAAUCCCAACAGUGCAUCCUGCUUUCUGUCCUGCAUAGCUUGGAUGAGGGGAACCAGUUUGGCAACUUCUGAACACCUUCCUUCCACCUGUUUCACUGCUGCUCCUCACACCCUGCCUCAGUGCCAGCAGCUACGUAGCCGUAGCCAUCGGUUAGUGGGAGACUCCCACCUCGGUGCCAUUUUGUUGUGCCAACCGGCCAAUCAUGGGGUUUGAAUUAUGAGCCCUUAAGCCUUAGGGUGUUUUGUAUGGAUGCCUGGAAGAAACCCUUCCAACAGCUUCACCAGGAUGGGAAUCACAGGCUGUGGUGCUGACCACGCCCUAGGCGCAGCUCAGUUCCCUCUGGCAGCAUGAGUUCCCUGUGCUCACUGAGUAUUGGGGCAUAGAGGUUAGGGAAGUGCAAAUGCACAGGGCUAACAUUGAAGAAUCCAGCCACAAGGGCCUUUCCCCAGGCCAGAGCCAGCAUUAGAACCCAGAACUUCCUGCUGGCUAGUCCCAGGGCACUAGGCCACAUCUCCCUCCGAGGGGUGACCUCUCCCAGUGUUCUAUGACACGACACCUGAUUGCAAAGGCACACUGUGCUGUGACUCACUGGGGUGCCGUUGUGAUGCCAUGCUAGGUCACAAGAUGACCUACAACUGAUCCAGUGACCAGGUGAUGCUGCUGAGCAGUGCAAACCACCCAGGUGAAUCCCAGUCCAUUGGUUCCCGGUGUGACCUAAGGCAACGCAGCUGAGAGGCCAGCGCCCUGAAUUACUGUACAUCACAAUGGAGCAGGUGUGUGGGCGAGUGAAUCCAGACAAUUCAGCUCACUCCAUGGGUGCUGUUAGGUCACAGUCAUUCCUCCCCUUGGGGUCAGGUGCAGGCCUGUUCCCCAUGGAUAUUCUCCAAUGCUUUCUCUCUUUGGAGAGCAUUCCACAGUCUGGGAUCUCAC
Messenger RNA from Chelonoidis abingdonii (Abingdon island giant tortoise), 4909 nucleotides. RefSeq names its product interleukin-17D-like. Lineage: Eukaryota; Metazoa; Chordata; Testudines; Testudinidae. Gene Ontology annotation, cellular component: extracellular region. Gene Ontology annotation, molecular function: cytokine activity. The record is from RefSeq and is a predicted model, not a curated record. Gene Ontology annotation, biological process: inflammatory response.